UUACAGCAAAGCAAAGCAGAGCAAAAGCUCUCAAGAACUCAAAGCCAGAAGCCCUGAGGAUCGGAGAGGCGUACAAGAACAGCAGAAAACAAUGAGGCCGGGAGCAGGGUUCAAUGUGACGGCGGCAGCGGCAGCGAAGGCCGUGGCCGCGCCAGCGGUCGCCGGCAGCGCCGCGCAUUCCGCAUGGCACUCGCCGGUGCCGUACCUCUUCGGCGGCCUUGCCGCGAUGCUGGGCCUCAUAGCCUUCGCCCUCCUCAUCCUCGCGUGCUCCUACUGGAAGCUCUCCGGGUACCUGGAGGGUGGCGCCGGCCGCGGCGACGAGGACGGCUCCGGCGCCGACGGCGCGAAGCCGGCGGCCUCGGACCUGCCGCCGCCGAUAUGGGAGGAGAAGAUACUUGUGAUCAUGGCUGGGGACGUGAAGCCGACGUACCUCGCCACGCCCAUGUCGAGCAGGGCGUCCUCCUUUGGAGAUCGGAGCAACAAGGGCGAUGACGAGGCCGAGAAGAAGGUGCAAGAAGUCGCCAUGGCUAGCAUCAAGGACGCCGAGCAGAAUGGUGAGCACAGUGAGAGCCGGCGAGAAAGAGAGGAGCACCACAUCCCUGAGGUGUGAGUUCCACUUUUGAAAAAUUUCAGUUUAGGUUUGUUUUGGUUUUCCGAUCGGUGAGAUGGUGACCAGAGUGGUUUGGAAUCGUUAGCGAGACGCCGAAACAAAAGGCAGAACAUUUUUGUGUUGGUUUGGUGACCCUGAAAACCAUCUCCAAGAUAACCCCGACCGAAGUCGUAAUUUUGUGGGGUUGUCUAUAAUUUUUGCAAUGACGAACAGAGAAGAAUGGGGGGCUGAUGAGGCCGUAAUUUUGCUCAGUUAAAUGUAAUUUUUGCUAUAAUGGGAAUGAAAUUAUAGUAUCAUGAUCGAGAAGCGGAUCUUUCCCUAA
Messenger RNA from Setaria italica (foxtail millet), 932 nucleotides. Its product is annotated as protein GLUTAMINE DUMPER 3. Gene Ontology annotation, biological process: regulation of amino acid export. The record is from RefSeq and is a predicted model, not a curated record. The coding region runs from base 92 to 610 and encodes 172 amino acids. The transcript has a single exon. NCBI's taxonomy places the organism in Eukaryota, Viridiplantae, Streptophyta, Magnoliopsida, Poales, Poaceae.